AUGAUUCGCAAACGAAGUGUUCUUGAGGUGAAUGGGUAUGAUCACAGUCGCUUUAUACUCCGGAAGUUUGCUAGCCUCUGGGCUUUGCAUCCAUACCGGAUUACGAGUGAUUCGACAGCGGAAAAAGUUCACUUCAUAUUCGACAAGGACAGCACUGUGGUUGCGCGGCCAUGGCUUCACUUAGAUGGAAGUGUUAACGCAAAGAUGGCUCUCAAGUUGAAGCGGAAGGUCGUGAAUAUCGUCAUGUGCUGUCCUGGUAUUCAAGAUUGCGCUGUUCAGAAGAAGAUGCGGAAGAUUGUCAGUCUGCAGGACAUGCGCGUGCUUUUGGAGGAAUUGAUAAGUAGUGGAGUUCUGUAUGCUCGGACUGACAUAAUGACGCUGUCACCCGGGGAACUACGAUACGUCGACUUUUCCCGGGAACGUCUGCACUAUUUCCCGUCGAUCAACUGCAUGGAGCUGCUAGGAGCAGAAGCGUGUGACGCCGACCUCGGCUGA
Messenger RNA from Phytophthora infestans T30-4, 495 nucleotides. RefSeq lists its product as uncharacterized. Gene Ontology annotation, cellular component: transcription factor TFIIIC complex. Lineage: Eukaryota; Oomycota; Peronosporomycetes; Peronosporales; Peronosporaceae. Gene Ontology annotation, molecular function: DNA binding. Gene Ontology annotation, biological process: 5S class rRNA transcription by RNA polymerase III; transcription initiation at RNA polymerase III promoter. Bases 1 to 495 code for a protein of 164 amino acids. The transcript is spliced from 2 exons. The record is from RefSeq and is a predicted model, not a curated record.